Molecule: messenger RNA, 901 nt
Organism: Glycine soja
Lineage: Eukaryota; Viridiplantae; Streptophyta; Magnoliopsida; Fabales; Fabaceae
Product: probable glutathione S-transferase
Exons: 2
Coding region: 37-711 (224 amino acids)
Biological process (GO): glutathione metabolic process
Cellular component (GO): cytoplasm
Molecular function (GO): glutathione transferase activity
Source: RefSeq, a predicted model, not a curated record
UAUUAAAAGAAGGAAGUGGUGAAACACGGAAGGAAGAUGGGAAGCGAAGAAGUGAAGCUGUUGAGCUUUUUUGCGAGUCCAUUUGGCAAAAGGGUUGAAUGGGCAUUGAAACUGAAGGGUGUGGAGUAUGAGUACAUAGAACAAGAUAUCUUCAACAAGACUAGUCUCCUUCUCCAGUUGAACCCGGUUCACAAGAAGGUUCCGGUUCUUGUUCAUGCCCACAAACCCAUCGCUGAGUCAUUCGUCAUCGUUGAAUACGUUGAUGAAACAUGGAAGCAGUAUCCACUGUUGCCUCAAGACCCUUAUCAAAGAGCACUUGCUCGAUUUUGGGCUAAUUUCGCUGAGCAAAAGCUUUUAGAUGCAGCAUGGAUUGGUAUGUAUAGCAGCGGGGAUGAGCAGCAAAACGCUGUGAAAGUAGCCAGAGAAGCAAUAGAGAAGAUAGAAGAAGAGAUUAAGGGGAAGAAAUAUUUUGGAGGGGAGAAUAUAGGAUACCUUGACAUUGCACUUGGAUGGAUCUCUUACUGGCUUCCUAUUUGGGAGGAAGUUGGAUCGAUACAGAUAAUUGACCCAUUGAAAUUUCCAGCCAUCACUGCAUGGAUCACCAAUUUUCUUAGCCAUCCUGUGAUCAAGGACAACUUGCCCCCAAGAGACAAGAUGCUUGUUUACUUCCACAGUCGCAGAACUGCGCUUUCUUCAACUUUUCAGGGCUGAUUCAAGUUUUAAUUUGGAUCUAUAUGUUUCUUAUGGUACAUGUGAUAUAAUAAGAAUAUCAGGGAAUCAUACUAGCUAAGUCUCUGUGCUAUUAUUUUCUGAGAUUGUGGAUUUUAUUUAGACUUUUUCUUAUUAGGUAGAGAAGUUUGUUUGGUUAAGUUUUCAAUAAUAAAUUAUGUCUUUUUUAUUA